This is a messenger RNA of Salvia splendens (bonfire salvia), 735 nucleotides long. RefSeq lists its product as uncharacterized. Bases 123 to 353 code for a protein of 76 amino acids. The transcript has 3 exons. The record is from RefSeq and is a predicted model, not a curated record. NCBI's taxonomy places the organism in Eukaryota, Viridiplantae, Streptophyta, Magnoliopsida, Lamiales, Lamiaceae.
AUAUGUUAUAGCGUGAGGAAUAUAUCCGAAUUUAGAACGUAAAUGUAACAGAAAUUAAAUUGACUUCGCAUAUCCAUAAAUUGAAUCAAAUCAAUAACAGAUAGAUACAGGAGAAUCGUGAGAUGGGUUGCUUCGCUUGUUUCGAUGGCGGAAGCAAGCAGCGUCGACGCGAAGAGGAUCGUUUGGCCUCCGAAGAAGCCCGCGCCAAAGCCGCCGAAGCUGCCCAGAAAAGGCAAGAGCAAUUUGAGCAAUCCGCAGCAGGAAGAGCUGCAAAAGCGCAGAUAGCGGCUGCUGCAAAACAAAACGCAAACACUAACAAAGGCGAACCAGUUCUUAAGUGGCAAAUGGGAUGAGGUUACACUUCAUUGAUAGACCUUCCACUGCACUAAGUGAGUAUACAAAUUGUUGUUUGCACAAUGUUUUCGACUUUGCCCAUUAUUACAACUGUAUAAACUCCUCUCGACUUCUUAAGUGCUCGUAUGGCCGCGUGGUGAAGGUGCUGAAGUGCGACUUGAUUAUGUAACUUUUCUAAAAAAAAUUUCCUGCAGAUUUAUGAAGUUUGGCAAAGUUAAUCCAUCUAUGAAUGUGGAGUAGACAUCUUUUUAUUCUUAAAAUUGUAAGUCUCUGUAUAGGAAGUGUGGAUAAGCCUAAUAAUUUCUCGUUGUAUUAUGUCAACUUAUUGCUCUGUAACUUUUGUUAUUGUUAUAUAAUAUGAUGAUUCUCACUUUUCUUGAA